GUUGCAGUAGGGAAGGAUGGCCUCAGAUUUACACCCGACACCAUCAGCGCAAAGCCCGGAGACAGAAUCACCUUCGAAUUCUACCCCAAGAACCACACCGUAGCGCAGGCAGCAUUCGACAACCCGUGCAACCCGAUCAACGGGAGCAUCUUCUCUGGCUUCAACUUCGCGGUCGCGGAGGGAAAGGCAGAGAAGCAGUUCACGAUCACGGUCAAGGACGAUAAGCCGAUAUGGUUGUACUGCUCCGCUGUGCCCCAGGGUAACUCCCACUGCGCUGCUGGGAUGGUGGCUGUCAUCAAUCCUCCUAAGGAGGGACCCAGGACUCUUCAGGCAUUCCGUGAGGCA
Messenger RNA from Westerdykella ornata, 345 nucleotides. RefSeq lists its product as uncharacterized. The transcript is spliced from 2 exons. Lineage: Eukaryota; Fungi; Ascomycota; Dothideomycetes; Pleosporales; Sporormiaceae. The record is from RefSeq and is a predicted model, not a curated record. The annotation marks the transcript as partial.